Suillus subalutaceus is the source of this 1146-nucleotide messenger RNA. Its product is annotated as cytochrome P450. The transcript has 14 exons. NCBI's taxonomy places the organism in Eukaryota, Fungi, Basidiomycota, Agaricomycetes, Boletales, Suillaceae. The record is from RefSeq and is a predicted model, not a curated record. Gene Ontology annotation, molecular function: monooxygenase activity; iron ion binding; oxidoreductase activity, acting on paired donors, with incorporation or reduction of molecular oxygen. Bases 1 to 1146 code for a protein of 381 amino acids.
AUGCUCCUUGGACCACUUUGUCUGUCUUGGAUCAGCAAUAGACAUCAGAUAUCUACUGCUUCCAAUCCUUCAGUCUUAGGUACAGCUCAAACUGCCUGGGAUCUGUUAGAAACGAGAUCAGAUAUUUAUUCCAGUAGCCCACAAUCUGUGGUUGCCCAAAUUCUCUUGGGUAACAAAAAAGGUCUUAUGUCACCCUAUGCCCUUUACUCGGCUUUGCAUGCUCGAAAAUCAGACGCGUACAUGAACAUACAGUCGUCUCUACAAUAUUCUUGUAGACCAAAACACUGGGAAGCUCACUUGCAAAGGUUCCAACAUGCGGCGAGCGUUAUUACCUCGGUCAUGUAUGGUAGGCGUGUCAAUAACAUCAACGAGUGGAUUGUAAAAGGGAACAUGAAAGCUAUGGACAGAAAGUAUAUUGUAGAAUUGUGGUCCUGGCUCCUUCACUUGCCUUGGUUCCAUACUGAGCCUGAAGCUCGCCAAAAGCGGGACAUUGAUUCGUACAUGCAUCUCCUAGGAGAUGUCAAAGCACGCGUAGCAAAAGGAACCAUCCAACCUAAAGAUUGUCUAACAACGCAAAUAAUCGACGAAAUGCUCAAGUGGGGGUUGCCUAUUCGGUCAAUGCUUCACUUUCCUCAUGUCAUAAGGAAGGCACAGGCUCAGUUACAUAAUGUCAUCGGGCCUGAUCGUAUUCCAGACCUUCUGUGCACCGACGCGCUCAUAGACGGGACCCUGCGAUGGCGGUCGGUCGCUGUGCUAUGGGAAACGCCAUAUACUCUCACACAGGAGAAUGAAUAUCAGGGCAUAUGCGCUAUGCCUAAGAACUCAGCGGUUUUUGCUAACUUGGCGGGUAUCGUGCACGAUGUCACUAUGUUCCCUGACCCGGAUGAUUUUCCUACCCGAGCGGCUACUGCUAGUACUGACCCACAACUUCAAGCCUUUGACCUAGAAUUUGCACGCACGCGGGUCCCGGCAUGUAUCAAUAUCAAUUCGCUCUUCAUCAAUGUUUCCAGUAUCCUCUGGGCGUUUAAUACUACCCCUUCUAUCGACUUACCAGACACCCGGAAUUAUACCAACGGAUUCAAUUCUCGUCCGGUCAGCUUCGAUUGCAUGGUUGCUCCACGUGCGACAAAGUUGCCGAAUUGCUGA